Molecule: messenger RNA, 1624 nt
Organism: Megalops cyprinoides (Indo-Pacific tarpon)
Lineage: Eukaryota; Metazoa; Chordata; Actinopteri; Elopiformes; Megalopidae
Gene: clcf1
Product: cardiotrophin-like cytokine factor 1
Exons: 5
Coding region: 125-1624 (499 amino acids)
Source: RefSeq, a predicted model, not a curated record
CACAAAACAUAUUUUGUGAAUGAGUUAUUGAUUCAAACUGAAGAAUAUUUCAACAUAAGAAAAGUUGCCAGUGGCAUUCUCUGUCGAACGCUUAAAGGAAUUAAGGAUUUAGUCGAAACCGGAGAUGCGACACGGAGAAGUGCGUCAUGUCCAGCUGGGUCUGCUACUGGCUGCAGUGGUGGUGGUCUCUGACCAAGUCCCGGACCCGGGACUCAGCCUGGCCAAUGAGAGGACUUCGAUUGAGAGGACCUACGAAUUGACCAAAUACCUGGAGCAUCAGCUAAGAGAGAUUAAGGACACUUAUCUGUCCUACUUGGGCCCUCCCUUCAGCGACCCGGACUUCUCCCCGCCCCGGCCCAACACCACGGCGCUGUCUCUGCCGAGCGCGGCCACCCGCCUGGACCUGUGGCGCGGCCUGGAGAACCGGGCCCGGCUGGCGCAGAACCACAGGGCCUACAGCGUACUGCUGGAGGCGGUGAAGGAGCUGGCCAGGGCGACGCUGUGCCCCUACCUGCAGAGCUCCCUGCUGCACUUCUCCGCCGGGCUGGACGGCCUGCUGGGCUCCAUCUCCGGCCUCAUGACCACGCUGGGCUACGCCCUGCCCCCGCAGUAUUACGCCCUGCAGCCGGCAGGGGGCCCCGCCCCCAACCCGGAGCUGCUGCCCCGUCACUACUACAGCCCUCCGGGCGGAAGGGAGAGGCAGAGGAGCCGAGAGGCCGAGAGGGCAGCGGAGAGAGAGAGAGGCCCCCACAGAGAUUUCGCCUCAGACCCGAAAUCUCAGCCUGACGGAGACCCCCCGGCUUUCAACCCCGAACUUAGCCCUGGAGGGAGGAGCAAAGACAGCGAGGAGGAGCCGGGGGAAGAGGGAGAGAUGGAGGGAUGGGGGAGGAGGAGGAGGCUCCUGAGCGUGCCAGAGGAAGCAGAGAUGGAGGGAGGAGGUGACGGGAAAAGCUCCGCGCAGCUAAUUGACGGCCACCUGCACGACCACUUUGCAACAUCGGUCCAGCUCAGCCACUCCGGCCAGCGCACUCGAACACGUGCCGUCUCCCUGUGGCAGGACCCGAAACAAGCCCAGGCACCGGCGUUCCGGGCGGAGAUGACGAAGGAGGCGGCGUCCAACGGGCCGGGGCGAGAGGCCGCUGUCCCCGGGGGACCAGCACCAAUCAGAGUCAACCUGACGCAGUCACAUGUUGCGGGGCCGCUGCAGACCUUCAGCGUUAACAACAACAACAACCACAACGGCGGCGACCGCCUCGGCAAUCACCUCGGCAACCACCUCGGCAAUGACCUCGGCAAUGACCUUGACGAUGGUCGCACUCCAUAUAUGGGGAGAGACCUGCAGAAGGCAGAGCCAGAGAGGCGGGGGUUCGGGGCCAGGGAGGGCCACACGCUCCUCUCCGACCUGGCCCCCGGGAGCCCCCUGCCCCUGUCCCUCAGGACGGGACCCCAGCUGGCCCCCUCGCCUCUCCUGUCGGCCCUUUCCAACGCCCCCCUGCUCCACGCCCCCUCCCUCAACGACUUCUCCAGGAAGGUGGAGAGCUUCUGGGUGCUGCGGGAGCUGCAGAGCUGGCUGUGGAGGUCCGCCAAGGACUUCAACCGCUUGAAGAAGAGGCUGAGAGCCUGA